This is a messenger RNA of Aspergillus puulaauensis, 366 nucleotides long. RefSeq lists its product as uncharacterized. The transcript has 3 exons. The record is from RefSeq and is a predicted model, not a curated record. The coding region runs from base 1 to 366 and encodes 121 amino acids. NCBI's taxonomy places the organism in Eukaryota, Fungi, Ascomycota, Eurotiomycetes, Eurotiales, Aspergillaceae.
AUGGCAUCGUCGAAAGCAUCCUCAAAGCCCGGCGUCUAUUUACACAAUGGGCAGAUCCUCCAAUCUCCUCCGGUUUCCGUCCAGAUAAGACGUUUUAUGGAGAAUAUCUAUCUGUUCCUUGGGCUCUACUUUACGAGCUUUUUCGCGCUUGACCCCUACGAGGCUGCCCAGAACUCAUCUUUCAACGUCACAAGAGCUGGAAACAAGGACAAUACUAGGUCUCGCUGGAAUGGAUUAGGGGGCCCGCGAGGAGGCGGUGGUGGAGGAGGUGGCCCCGGCGGCGGCGGCGGAUUUGGAUCGUUUGGUUCAGGAAAGUUUGGAAAGGUGGAUGACAUUCAAGGCUCCUGCAAAGGAUCAUGCUGCUGA